CAGGAUAAACGACAAGAGGAGGGGAGCGUCACAGCAGUGGCAGUGCCGGUGGAGGCGGCGGAGCCAGGGGCAGGGGCAGCGGGUUCGCGGUUGCGUGGAGUGGCGGGCAUGACGGUGUGCGUCACGGGGGUGCUGCAGGGCCCCGACGGAGCCGGCAUGCAGCGAAGCGAGUUGCAGGCUCUGCUAGAGGCCGCUGGGGCGGUGUUUCACUCCUCCGUCAAAACAUCCACGCAGCUGCUGGUGGUGGGCGACAAGGCGGGCGGUCGCAAGCCGCAGGACGCAGCGAAGCGAGGUGUGCGGGUGCUGUCGGAGGAGGAGUUCUGGGGGCUGUACGGCAACUGAGAUGGUGGCGGCGGCGGCGGUGGUGGCGGUGACGGAGACUUUAUGCCACCAUGUCCCUUCACUCCCAGGGGCGCACCUGGGUUGCGUCAAAGGUUGGGAGGUUGCAUCAAAUUGGGGUUUGCGUUGUUUCGGAGCAAGGUGAGGGAGCAGGCUUUGCAUGCAAGAAUGCAUGUAUGUGUGCACCGGCCGAAUCUAUCCCACGCAUUAUCGCUUUACUUGAGGACGCAUGGACUCCCCCCCCUAUGUGCUUGCUGCAUCAUUGCUGUUUAUAUGGUUGCUUGCGGCUAGGUUAACCACACGCGUAGCUGGGAGCAGCGAGUGGGCUGUAGGGGCGACCUUGUGGUGACUUGGAUGGUGCUGUAACGCCCGCGGGAGUGCUUCUGAACUUCACUAGGUCAAGAGUUUGUUGCCAGGUUGUUGCCAGUUGGCGCACAUGCAGUUGGAGAUGUGUUCCGCGGUGCUGGUGCUAGUGGGGUGUGUGGCGCCACGACCUUCUGGCUACUUAGUUGUUGGCUUUAGACGCCGAGCAGCGACCUGGGUAGCAGCAGCAGCCGAGCAGCGACCUGGGUAGCAGCAGCAGUGAAAUAAUGUCCCUUGGCAGCUGCUGUCCCCUUACUUCGGCGCUUGCCGUGAGCGUUACAGCCUGCCUGAACAAAUAGCUUCUGUAAACUCGGAGGGUUACAGGAGACCAGAAGCACGGAACUACCUUGCAGAAGGACAGGCAACACAAAGGGUAGCCUAGAUCCUUGACCGCAACUCCGCAAGUGGCGGGCGAGGGUAUAUAGUGCAGAUGAGCGGAAUGUGGAGGAGACGGUGAGAGAGGUUGGAGGAGGAGAUGAGGGCCGAUGCUGCUGCUUGCAGUGCGGUACGGGUAUGCAGGUAUCGAGGUGUGGCGCUGGGUUAUGCAGACUGACAGAACAGUGCAAGGGAGGAUGGAGGGUCGAGAGGAAGCGGCGAGCUUACAUGGUCGUUGGCGCAAAAGGCAGGAAACCAACAACACGUCCCAAACGCCGUCACGACAAAAAAAGAGAUGGCACCAGGCACCGGCAGGCCAGCCUGUGGUGGGGAAGCAACACAGCAGCAGCAGCUACGAGAACCUUUCCAAACGGCUGCUGGAGAGACAUUAUCACAACUGUACAAGGGCAACUGUGCCGACAGGCAGGGACUGCAGACAGGAACACCCCUAUGUAUACACCGCUCAAGCACCGGUGCAUGUUGUAACAAAAGAAGA
Astrephomene gubernaculifera is the source of this 1573-nucleotide messenger RNA. NCBI's taxonomy places the organism in Eukaryota, Viridiplantae, Chlorophyta, Chlorophyceae, Chlamydomonadales, Astrephomenaceae. The record is from the annotation of a GenBank genome assembly.